AUGUCUACCGCAAGUCACGAACCGCACGGCCUGAGCAUUUCUGGGUUCGAGGAAAUGUUGAGACGAGCUGUCAGUCAGCGCUCUCGUGUAUACAGCUUUGUCUCAUCACUCUCAAUUCGAUGGGAAAACGACCAGACAAAUGCCGAGGGAGAUUGUAACAAGUUCCGUGAUAUUGUCCAUCUAUUCGGAUUUCCGACGCCCGAACAAUAUGUCAUCCCCCUUGAGGACCGCGCACCGACUAUGGCUCUAAAUCACAAAUUCUGGGGGAUGUUGUGCCAAGCGCUAACAACGAAUGGAAGGGCACUUCUUCUUGUUCAUUAUGCUGGACAUGGGGUAGAAAAGGAAGGAGAGCUUUUCUUUACGUCUGGGAAUCACCGAUAUAGUAUUGCUAUUAUGAGAAUUCUCGCCCAAGUGGACACCAAUUCUCUCUUUCUCUCAUCUAAUACCGAAGUCGACACCGUUUUUAUCUUUGAUUCUUGCUUCAGUCAUGUGGCAACGAGAAAUUCAGUCUAUACGGAACGCAUCGUCGAAGUUCUAGCAGCAACAAGCCCCAGAACACCUUUAGCAAACGCUGCCCAGGGCCGUGCUUCCUUUACCGGGAAGUUGUGGAACGAGAUUAUGGCCAAAAGGGCAGCAGGUCACAAAAGCGUUGAACUGGCCCAACUUAUGGAUACCCUCAUGACAAAUUCGCCACGGGUCACUCCAAGCUACAAGCUACUUGUCGGGGUGCAUUCCCUACGGCUAGAACUUCCAGGAGGAUCCGUGUCCAAUGUUGCCCCUCCCCCUGUCGUUGAACCGGAGUACUUUGCAGUCUUCAGUGUUUAUGUUGCCGAGUCUCUAGCCAAAUCCGCACUUGACACACUCACUGAAUGGAUUCAUGCUUUGCCACGGAAUAUCGGAUUAACACUGGACAAUGUGUACGUAACAUCCUCUAUGCUACUCAUGUUUCGGUCGUCCCGAUACUUAUUCCUUAAGCUUAACGGGUUAAACAACGUUACUUUUGUCCAUUACUUACGGAUCCCGAAUCACGCAUCCCUGGAUAUUCAACACAUUGAAUCAACGAACGCUGCAAAAAUAUGGAUGGUGAGGGAUGGUUUUAGCUCGAUAGUAAAGGCAAUGGCGCUCCAUUAUUAG
Aspergillus caelatus is the source of this 1134-nucleotide messenger RNA. RefSeq lists its product as uncharacterized. Lineage: Eukaryota; Fungi; Ascomycota; Eurotiomycetes; Eurotiales; Aspergillaceae. The transcript has 2 exons. Bases 1 to 1134 code for a protein of 377 amino acids. The record is from RefSeq and is a predicted model, not a curated record.